UUGGUAUCUUGCACGGAACUAAUCAACUGGAGGUGCUUCAGGUGGCUUAGUGGCAGGCUAGUGGUUAGUUUCGGGGCCAGACCCUUCAACCCUGGGUUCAAGGGUCUGACCCUAGUGGAGUGCUCUCUUUCUUUAUUAAAAAUUUCAUCAUGAAAACUUUUCUGUUGUGUCUCGCUUGUCUAGUCUCUCUUGCUGCAGCUCAGAUUGCACAAUCUUGUUCUGACUAUCCAGACAAUAAAGUAUCAGUGUAUCUUAGCUCUGUUAGAAUUGUUGGUUGCGCCGUCCCUCCAUGCAAGUUCUAUAAAGGAAAAAAUGCCACAGUAGCAUACAACUUUAAAGCAAAUGCCGAUAUUGCUACGAUGAAUAUAAAAUUGUAUGGGAAGAUUGAUGGUAUCUGGGUUGAGUUACCAGGUGGUCUACCAGAUCCCAAUAUUUGUCAUAACAUAGGUGUCAAAUGCCCAAUGAAGUCUGGAACUGAAUAUCUUGUAACUUUUAAUGUCUUUGUUGAUCCUAAUUAUCCAAGUUUGACUACACUAGCUGAAGUAAGAAUGUCUGACUCUGCAGUUGAAGGUUGCUUUGCGGUUGACUUAGAGAUAACAGGUUAAGUGGAUCCCUCCCUCCGACUGCCGGUUGCUAAAUACAUUACAUCUAUUGUACUAUUGAUUUUGUUUAACUGUAUCACAACCUUUUUGCUUUUUUGAUCAUGUUAUUCAUUAUGAUUUUGCCAUGAUUUUUUGCUAAUAAUAAUAAUAA
Molecule: messenger RNA, 753 nt
Organism: Amphimedon queenslandica
Lineage: Eukaryota; Metazoa; Porifera; Demospongiae; Haplosclerida; Niphatidae
Exons: 5
Coding region: 150-605 (151 amino acids)
Biological process (GO): sterol transport
Molecular function (GO): sterol binding
Source: RefSeq, a predicted model, not a curated record